AUAUUGAAUGUCGAAAUAGAAAAACCGCAGACGAAUUAUAAAAGUUGCCACUUUUUUCAGUGUAAAUUCAGUUGUUAAUCGAUUACGUAAUAAACACGUGUUACUUUGAUCUAGUUUUUUAGUAAAAAUGCGCGAAAUUCUCAUAAGGAACGAUAACGAAUCGUCUUUAGUAAUAAAACCGAAAAAGGAAAUAAAGACGGAGUUAAAUCUAUUUAAAUAUAGUGAUACCAGUAUUUCUAUAGAAAUAUGUCCUAAUAGACAAUUGGAUACUGAAGUUUUGAGUACGAUUCCGUGCAGUUUUUAUUCAAUAACAUGGCGUACACCUUCCGAAGAAGAAUUGGAUCACGUGGAACGGAUACCGGCGAUAAUAUUGGCGAAACAAUUACUUUAUAACGGUUAUAAUGUACUGUUACAUUUGGCUGGGAGAAAUUUGAAAAUAAAAAAAGUGAUUGAGAUAUUGGAUUAUAUAAAGGACGUCGGAAUAAAGAAUAUUUUUGCCUUACAAGGAGAUGCUUCAGAGAUUCGGGAAAAUGACGAUAAAAAAUAUGAUUUUCCCUACGCAUCGGAUUUAGUGAAAUUUAUUCGAAAAUAUUAUGGAAAUUUCUUCACUAUUGGAGUAGCCGGAUAUCCGGAAAAACAUCCAAAGAGUGAAAAUAAGGAAAAAGACCUCGAAUAUUUGAAAUACAAGGUAUCAUGUGGUGCGGAUUUUAUCAUAACCCAGUCAUCUUAUCAAUAUCAACAUUUCUCUAGUUUUGUCCAGAGAUGUCGAGACAAUGGCAUUACCAUACCCAUUAUUCCUGGUUUAUUCAUCAUAAGUUCUUAUAAAACAUUAAUGGCAAUGUCGAAAUUUUGUGGGGUUCCUAUUCCAGAAAAUAUUUUACAUAUAAUAGAGUCGAAUAAAAACGAUGACGAAGCCGUUAAACAAUUUGGAAUUAUACAAGCUGCACACUUGAUGCAAAAAAUAAUCAAUAACAAGGAAUAUUUUGGAGGAGUUCACGUAUUUUCUUUAAAUAAUUUAGAACUACUGAGAAAUGUUUUGAAAAAAGUGAAUGUAGAUAAACAACAUUGAUGGAUCACUUUGUAUAAAAAAUAUGUACUCUUUAAUAUCAAAAUUACAAUAAAUUCACUCAAUUAUAUAUUUGAAGUAAGUAUAUUUUCAAAUCACAA
Molecule: messenger RNA, 1167 nt
Organism: Diorhabda sublineata
Lineage: Eukaryota; Metazoa; Arthropoda; Insecta; Coleoptera; Chrysomelidae
Product: methylenetetrahydrofolate reductase (NADPH)
Exons: 3
Coding region: 128-1069 (313 amino acids)
Biological process (GO): tetrahydrofolate interconversion
Cellular component (GO): cytosol
Molecular function (GO): methylenetetrahydrofolate reductase [NAD(P)H] activity; FAD binding
Source: RefSeq, a predicted model, not a curated record